UGUUGGGUGAAUCACGCCCUGAACGCCGAGUGGGGAGGACGCAUCGGCGCUGCAGCGGCGAGGAAUUCGUGAAUUGCGCAAGCCGGCUGAUUGGAGCGGGGUAGAGGAGCGCGAGGUGCGAUGCGGUUCUACAGAGCGCGUGCGGCCGGCGUGGAGAGCGGAGCGGGCUCUGUGCAAGACGAGCAGGGCGUGCCGACGAGUGGCGUGCAGGGCGUGCUAGCGCCACUGACCAAUUCUGGUGAUCUGACGGUGCCUGUGUCCGUGUGCACGUCGGUGGAGAGCCUGAACUCUGGUCUGACGCGCACGACGCCGACGCUGACGCCGACGACGCUGCGCAACAUCGAGGAGACGUUCAUGGAGCUGGAUCGUAGCCUGGUGACGCCGCCCGUCUCGCACCAGCACCAGGCCGGCUUCGUGACGCCGCAGGUGGCCGCCGGCGUCACGUACUCGCAGCUGGACCAGACCAAGUGGCAAGGCGGCGUGACGACUGUGACGGCCAGCCGCGGCGGUGGCGGCGGCGGUGUCAGCAGCCUGCUCGCCGAGCCGUCGCCGCGCGUCGUGCCGCAGGGGCACCGACGCGGCGGCCGCCGACCCAAGGACGACGACGAGCUGUCGCCCGAGGAGGAGCAGCGGCGCCGCAUGCGCCGCGAGCGCAACAAGCAAGCGGCCGCGCGCUGCCGCCGCCGCCGCAUGGAUCUGACAAACACUCUGCAGAUGGAGACCGAGGAGCUGGAGAACGAGCGUAAGCUGCUGGAGCGCGAGAUCCAAGAGCUGCAGGCGCAGCGUGAGGAGCUGCACUUCCUGAUGGAGGCGCACCGGCCCUGCUGCAAGCUCAGCCGCGAUAAGGAGAACGCGCCAAAGCGCAAGGUGAUCGUCAAGCACGAGCCGGACGUGGCACGCCUGGCACCGAUCAAGUCGGAGCCGCUGCCGUCGCCGUCGCCGUCGCCGGCACCGGCGCAGCGCGCGCGCCCCACGUCUCUGUCGGUGGCACCGUUCGCGUCGGCCGCCGCCGCCAAGGAGCUGACCGGCCCCGGCGUGCCGAUCAACACGCCCUCGCAUGGACUGGGCCUCAACUUUGACUCCCUGAUGGAGGGUGGCACGGGUCUGACGCCCAUCACAUCCGCCAGCCUGGUGCCCCUGCUGAUACCGGCGGCCAGCUCGGCCAGCCUCGCCACGCCCGUCGUCUCGACGCAGGCCGACGCGCGACGCGGCGAUCUGCUCAGCCCCGGCGUGCGCGAGCUGGUCUCGCUCUAACACCGCCAGCCGGCCGCGCCAGGCCCGGCCCGGCCCGGCCUCGUCGCCCGCUUGUUGACACGUUUUGAGGGGUAUUUAUUGAUGUUGAUUUUGUCGAGCUGCACCGUUUUGCCAGAGCACCGGAGCCGCCGCGGGGCGCCGGCUUUUAUUUAUACGCCUGAUCAGUUCAACCCGGCUUGCACGAGCGCCUGUCACGUGCGCCUGUCGUGCCCUGUGUGUGUGUGUGCGUGAGCCAAGGCUGCAAUACAACAUCCAUUGUCAUA
Pollicipes pollicipes is the source of this 1517-nucleotide messenger RNA. RefSeq names its product transcription factor kayak. Gene Ontology annotation, biological process: regulation of transcription by RNA polymerase II. The transcript has a single exon. Gene Ontology annotation, cellular component: nucleus. NCBI's taxonomy places the organism in Eukaryota, Metazoa, Arthropoda, Thecostraca, Pollicipedomorpha, Pollicipedidae. Gene Ontology annotation, molecular function: DNA-binding transcription factor activity, RNA polymerase II-specific; RNA polymerase II cis-regulatory region sequence-specific DNA binding. The record is from RefSeq and is a predicted model, not a curated record. The coding region runs from base 121 to 1254 and encodes 377 amino acids.